CGGGCGCCCGCUAUAAAACUCCCGCGCCGGGGAAGGAGCCCGCAACAAGCGGCGCAAAGCCGGACCCAGCGCGAUGGAGGUGCUCCCAGUGGAUGUACCCAAAAACCUCUCUUCGUCGUCUUCUCGGUCUCACCAAGAAAUAGUCCACAAAAUAGAAAAAACACGCAACAUGACACUUUACAUGCAAGAGGGCUCUGAACAGCUGCUGUCAAACUAUGUGAGUCUUCAAAGUGUGCGGAAUUCUUUAACAGAGGCAUUUCAUCAAGAGGAGCCCUUUGGGGAUCCGGAUUUCAACCCUUCUCCUCAGCCUUUUCCAGGGCUGCCAUUGCCUACUCUUUCAACCAAAGUUUGGCUGGACCUUAGUGACCCCGAACGCUUGCAGCAGAACUUCGGGGCUUUCUCUAAUUUGCCAGAGUACCUAACCACGGUGAAGCUCCAGCAAGUCGAUCUGAACCCAGAAGCCUCUGAACUGCAUGAUCUUCUCGAAACAUCAAGCGUACAUUGCCUCGGUCUUGCAAACAACCUGAAAGCCGUCAUGGAUUCCCUGGGCAUCUUACCUGGCCCGGUUACUCCAGCUGAGCCACCAGGAAUGGAGGACACCUUCAUCAAGAAAUUCACCGGCUACCUAAUUUGCCACCUCUACCGGGACUGGGUCAAGCGUUGCCACAAGGACAUGGCCCUCCUGGCCGCCAAAUACCCUGCUUGAGUUUUCUACUCUGCCCUUGAUCCUUCAGUGGAGGCAGGUGGCUUUCAUCAUGAUUUUUGCUCGAGUUGGUUCUCAUUUUGCAGAGGUCUGUGUGGGAGAAAAUAGAAGGAAGUGCCCACUGGUGGCCCUUUCCUUGAGGUAAACAUGGUUUUGACACUGUGCCAUUAGCGGUGCAAAACUGAACUCGCCGUCUUGCCAGUCCCUUCCAUCUUUUCUUCUUAUCUUCCUUUGAAUAUGAAUGGAAAAUCGUUCUCAAGGGUGGCACAGGAUCGGUUAUACUAUUAGGCGCCUUGAAGCAGUCUCUUGGUUCUUUUGCCUAAAUUCCUGGCUGUGCCACUGAAUGAGGAAUGAGGAAUUAUUCACAGAGUGGCACAGGAUCACUUACACCAGUGUUUCUCAACCUGGGAGUCUAGACCCCUGGGAGGGUUGCGAGGGGGUUUCAGAGGGGCCGUCAAAGACCACCAGAAAACAUAUAUUUCUGAUAGUCUUAGGAAGCCCUUUGGCAGCAAAUGAAGUUGGGCAU
Anolis sagrei ordinatus is the source of this 1229-nucleotide messenger RNA. It is a transcript of the gene CTF1, whose product is annotated as cardiotrophin 1. Gene Ontology annotation, biological process: cell surface receptor signaling pathway; positive regulation of tyrosine phosphorylation of STAT protein. Gene Ontology annotation, cellular component: extracellular region. Gene Ontology annotation, molecular function: cytokine activity. The record is from RefSeq and is a predicted model, not a curated record. Lineage: Eukaryota; Metazoa; Chordata; Lepidosauria; Squamata; Anolidae.